UAUUCACUUGACGUAGCAUCAUUGUAGCCAUGUAGGACUCCUGUAAGAGCACGCUGAUUGGUCAAUCAUAAACGACUCGGAUCCACAACUGUUUUACUCACAGCCGUCGAUAACUCUCAAUCAAACGGUCAAGAAGUUUCGCCUCUUUGCAUCUCAUCCCAGUUCCUCUCUCUUACUUAAACCCACAGCACCACUUUCAAUUUCCAUCACAUCUCAGCCACACUUCCAUUUUUCGUCUCCUCAAAUCAGUGCUUGUAAGCGAGGAAAAGGAAAAUCAAAAGAAAAAAAUGGAUACCAGCACGAAGGUGAAGAAGGGUGCCGGCGGGAGGAAGGGCGGUGGUCCGAAGAAGAAGCCGGUUUCCCGAUCCGUGAAAGCCGGUCUGCAGUUCCCGGUCGGUAGGAUCGGCCGGUACCUGAAGAAGGGCCGCUACGCCCAGAGGGUGGGAACCGGCGCUCCUGUUUACAUGGCCGCCGUGCUGGAGUACCUUGCUGCUGAGGUUUUGGAGUUGGCUGGUAAUGCUGCAAGAGACAACAAGAAGACCAGGAUCAUACCAAGGCAUGUUCUUCUUGCUGUGAGGAAUGAUGAGGAGCUUGGGAAGCUUCUUGCUGGUGUGACCAUUGCCCAUGGUGGAGUUAUACCAAACAUAAACCCGGUUCUUUUGCCCAAGAAGUCCGAGAAGGCAGCUGAGAAGGCACCUAAAUCUCCAUCCAAGGCCACCAAGUCCCCCAAGAAGGCUUGAGUUAAAGUUCUUUCAUGUUGAAUGAUGGUGAUUUAAUGACUGUUGUUUGGUUCACUUAGGGAGUUGUGUUUUGUGGGUAUUUUUAGGGGUUGUGUUGUUUAUAACUUGAGUAAUUUGUACUGCUAUCUCUUUUUUUUAGUUGUUAUCUCAUGAAUUGAAUCUCCUGGAAAGAUACUUUCUUUCAGUUUAUGUGUCAAUUGUCAUGCAUUUAUUUACUUUGUUUUGGUUAGUUCUUUACUUUGAUGUUUAUGUGUUUUCUUGAGUUUGAAUGAUAUAUCAUGGUGAAGAAAUGAAGAAUAUCUUUGAAAGUAUUGGAUGGUGGAAUGAGCUCAAUUGGUGUUUGGUGAGUGAUAGUAUUUGACUUUGGAGGAUUUAACUCUUUAUACAAUUUUUAAUGUUGGAUAGAUAUGUACAUACAUAUACAUUGGUGGGUUUUUAUAUAAUAAUGAAAAAUUUGGUGAUUACAUUACAGUUGC
Messenger RNA from Striga asiatica, 1216 nucleotides. NCBI's taxonomy places the organism in Eukaryota, Viridiplantae, Streptophyta, Magnoliopsida, Lamiales, Orobanchaceae. The record is from the annotation of a GenBank genome assembly.